Molecule: messenger RNA, 1553 nt
Organism: Thermothielavioides terrestris NRRL 8126
Lineage: Eukaryota; Fungi; Ascomycota; Sordariomycetes; Sordariales; Chaetomiaceae
Exons: 2
Coding region: 39-1382 (447 amino acids)
Cellular component (GO): Swr1 complex
Molecular function (GO): nucleosome binding
Source: RefSeq, a predicted model, not a curated record
CUUUCGCCCAGCAACCUUUCUUUUCCCAGUAAUCCUCCAUGCCAGCGAGUCGAAAGUCGCGGGCGACGGGCCCGCCACCACCGUCAACCACAUUGGUGCUCGACAAUGGCGCCGAUACAAUCAAGGCCGGAUUUGUGACCGGCGGCAAGGCCGAUGACGCCCCGCGUAUCAUCCCCAAUUGCCUCGCCCGAGAUCGCCACAGGAAAACGUAUGUCGGCUCCGAACUGGAGAAAUGCAGAGAUUUCGGCGAGAUGGCCUUCCGGCGGCCGGUAGAGAAGGGCUUCAUAGUGAACUGGGAGGCGCAGAAAGAGAUCUGGGACCGCGAAUUCUUCGACGAAAAUGCACCGCAGAAGUGCGACCCGUCUGAAGCUCGACUGGUACUGGCAGAGCAACCAAACGGUCUGCCAGCCCUGCAGACCCACUGUGACCAGAUGGUGUUUGAGGAAUUCGGCUUCGCAAGCUACUACCGUGGCAUCGGCCCCUCUUUCAACGCGUACCGGGACAUUCAAGCCAUCUUCCACACGCCAAGGACGCCGGAUACCCCCGUCGACGUGCCUGCCGAGGUCAUACUCCUGAUCGACUCGGGCUACUCCCACACGACCGUCACGCCGAUCCUACAAGGCCGCCCGCUCCACCCAGCCAUCCGGAGGCUGGACGUGGGGGGCAAGUUCAUGACGAACUAUCUGACCCGCUUGCUUUCCGUCCGGCACUUUGAUAUGCGCAACGAGACGUUCAUCGCAAACGAGAUGAAAGAGGCAGUCUGCUAUGUCUCGCUGGACUUCAAAGGCGACCUGGAAAAGACUUGGAAGGGCACGCGGGGCGAGCGACGCGAGGACUUUGUGAGCGGUGCUGGGAUCGCAAAAGACUACGUUCUUCCGGAUUCUCACACGACCUUCCACGGAGUUGUCCGCGAUUACGACCCCGGCGGCGCCUCGUCCCGUGGCCGCAAGGCAGCGGUGUCCACCGAAGAUGUCCUAACGCUGCGAAACGAGCGCUUCGUGGUUCCCGAGCUGCUGUUCAACCCCUCCGAUGUCGGCUUGAGCCAGCCUGGUCUUGCCGACUUGGUGAUGCAGUCGCUCUCGGUCUUGCCCAUCGGCCUGUGGCCGGGGCUCCUCGCGAACAUCGUUGUUGUGGGCGGGAACGCCAGGCUGGAGAAUUUUAUCCAGCGACUGCAGAUGGAGCUGUUGGAACGCGUGCCCGAUGAGUGUGUCGUCCGAGUGGCGUGCCCGGAGAACCCCGUCAUUAGCACCUGGUUGGGGGCGGCCAACUUUGCCCGACAUGAACACGUUGAGCGGCUGGCGGUGACUAAGCAGGAGUACGAAGAAUAUGGGGCUGGCUGGGUAGCCCGGAGGUUUUCCGCAGGCCUCGGCGUUGAUACCUGACGCGACUCCUGGCUUAUGCGCUGGCCAAUCAUGCCGGUCGUUACCUUAGCUGUUCGACUUGGGCUCUGACGAUUGACUCAGUGCACGUAGAUUCAUAUGAGCGGGGGUUGGGCUGGGCACCGCCCUUCAUCGCUGUGCUUGGAUAACAGUUGGCGUGACCUCUUUCCAACC